Molecule: messenger RNA, 1366 nt
Organism: Zingiber officinale
Lineage: Eukaryota; Viridiplantae; Streptophyta; Magnoliopsida; Zingiberales; Zingiberaceae
Product: DCN1-like protein 2
Exons: 11
Coding region: 228-986 (252 amino acids)
Biological process (GO): positive regulation of ubiquitin-protein transferase activity; protein neddylation
Cellular component (GO): ubiquitin ligase complex
Molecular function (GO): ubiquitin-like protein binding; cullin family protein binding; ubiquitin conjugating enzyme binding
Source: RefSeq, a predicted model, not a curated record
GAAAGGUAGCCGUCGCCAGCUCCGGCUCCGAGCGAGACGAGCGAGUGCGAAAGGGCGAAAGGGAAGAAAGGAGAAAGAGACGGGCGAAAGGAGAGAGGAAAGAGAGACGGAGAGAGAGAAUCUCCAGAGAAACCCUAAUCUUCCUCUCUUCGAAGCCUGUCUUUCUGUCGGUUCCAUCAGGAUAAGAUAAGGAGGAAGGAGUUAGGGUUCUGCUCGCCAUAUCAAAAAUGCAUAAGUUGGGAAGAGGACACCGGGAUAAAAUUCAGCAGUUUAUGGCUAUUACUGGAACCAGUGAGAAAGUUGCUCUUCAAGCUCUGAAGGCAAGUGAUUGGCAUUUGGAGGGAGCUUUUGACAUGUUUUACAGUCAGCCACAUAUUAGAACUACCACCAAUACCAGACAUCUUGAAGAUCUCUAUAACAGAUACAAAGAUCCAUAUGUUGAUAUGAUACUGGUUGAUGGGAUAUCCCUUCUUUGCUCCGAUUUGCAAGUGGAUCCUCAAGAUAUCGUUAUGUUGGUUGUAUCUUGGCACAUGAAGGCUGCCACGAUGUGUGAAUUCUCACAACAAGAAUUCCUUGGCGGAUUACAAUCUCUAGGGAUAGAUACAAUUGAGAAGUUUCGUGAGAAGCUGUCAUACAUGCGUAGCGAGCUAAGAGAUGAUCAAAAAUUUCGCGAGAUAUACAACUUUGCAUUUGCCUGGGCUAAAGAAAAGGGUCAAAAAUCUUUAGCACUAGAGACAGCUAUUGGCAUGUGGCAGUUGCUAUUUGCAGAAUGGCAUUGGUCUUUAGUUGAUCAUUGGUGUCAAUUCUUGCAGCUAAAACAUAACAAAGCAAUAUCAAGGGAUACCUGGUCUCAGUUAUUGGAAUUUGCUAAGACUAUCGAUCUUCAACUCUCCAACUAUGAUGAAGAGGGUGCUUGGCCCUAUUUGAUAGAUGAAUUUGUUGAAUACUUGACUGAAAAUGGAAUCGUCCAACGUCCUCGAAAUUGAGAAACCAUACAUUAUACCGGCGGUGUAGAUUCUUCUCGUGCAUUGAGAUUGGCUCAUGAAAGCAUUAUGCUUUGGAUUUGGUGGUUGUUCAAAAACAAAAUCAAAGCCUUCAAAACUUGCUCUAGGUAUGACAUGUGAGCCUGAAGCAAGAUGAAGAAACAUUUAUAACCUGAUAUUUUUUUCUUUCUAUUUCAUAUCACUCUCUGGUUAUUGUAGGUUUGUAUUGCCUUCCUUGAGUUGUUGCUACUCUGAUACUUUGCUGCGUGUGAUUGCGAACUCUACAUUUUUUUAUGAAAAUUAAUCAUCAGCACUUUUGUAAUAACGCUCAUGCUAAAUGGAAAGGAACUAUUCGAUCUGAUAAUAAAAUUGCAUUUUCGACA